This is a messenger RNA of Ylistrum balloti, 937 nucleotides long. Its product is annotated as glycosaminoglycan xylosylkinase-like. Gene Ontology annotation, biological process: protein phosphorylation. Gene Ontology annotation, molecular function: phosphotransferase activity, alcohol group as acceptor. Gene Ontology annotation, cellular component: Golgi apparatus. The record is from RefSeq and is a predicted model, not a curated record. NCBI's taxonomy places the organism in Eukaryota, Metazoa, Mollusca, Bivalvia, Pectinida, Pectinidae. The annotation marks the transcript as partial. The transcript is spliced from 6 exons.
GUUCAGUCCUUCAUGCAAUGACCAAAGCAAGCAUACAGUCAGCAGAUGUAAACAGAAGAGGGACCCAGCUUAAACUUACCUUGAAAGUGAAUGACGGCCAAAGAAUUAUCUUCAAACCUAAAUGGUAUUCUCGGGAAACAAUUUUCACUGAUGGUCCUUUUGAGGGCUGGGACAGACACAAUGGAGAGGUAGCUGCCUUCCAUAUAGGACGGUUAUUGGAAUUCAACAGAACUCCUUUAGUGAUUGGACGGAGGAUCAACCUUAGAACAGAGAUUCUGCCAUAUGCCACAAGCAGACUAAAGAACACUUUCUUCACCAGAGGAAACAACACCUGUUUUUAUGGAAUGUGUCAUUAUUGUCGGGGUGAGUCGACGGGUGUGUGUGGGGACGGCGAUAUAAUGGAGGGAGUUGUUAUGUUGUGGCUUCCUUCCACAUAUGAAUUAUUUAAUCACAACCACCCAUGGAAGCGUACUUACAGAGAGUACAAGGCCAGUUUUGGUAAUCCUUUCAAAGAUGAGGAAUCCAUACUGGCGCCUCUUUACCAGUGUUGCAGGAUCCGUUUCAGGACCUGGCAGAGGUUACUGAUCCUACAGGAUGGGGUCCUCUCUGAGGUCCUGCGGAAAAUCCUGAACCAGGAUCCUAUCAGUCCAGUUCUGUGGAAGUAUCACUAUGGAGCUCUUGACAGGCGUCUAAAGGGCAUCCUGGCCCAGGUACAAGUGUGUAUAGAUCGUAAUGGACUUGAUACAGUACUGGUCAAAGAUGACCAAAUCAGCUGAUGUAUAUUACUUAUAAUGCUGCUGUUUACACUUUAAUUGAUGUUUGCUCCAAUAGGAUCUAUUUUAGUAAAUUGUUACAAAAUGUGGAAGGUUCCUGUGAUAUAACACAUAUGUACAUUAGUUUUACUGAUUUACAAUUGAUUCAUAAUCUUACACCUUAU